Phoenix dactylifera (date palm) is the source of this 733-nucleotide messenger RNA. RefSeq names its product HMG-box (high mobility group) DNA-binding family protein. The record is from RefSeq and is a predicted model, not a curated record. Lineage: Eukaryota; Viridiplantae; Streptophyta; Magnoliopsida; Arecales; Arecaceae.
GACCGAGGAGCCAGCCAAGAGGCCGUACCAAUAAGAUGGCCGGGGCGAGGCGCCUUUCCUACAAUCACCGGUUUCAUUAGAGGCCGACAAGCGGAAGCGCUGAAGCCAGAAGCAGAGCAAAUCCUCUUCGCCUCAAUCGUCGCCUUUUUCUUCCCCCAGCCUCCAUUCGCCGUCUUCUUUUCUCCGUCGCCCCGAGUAGAUGAAGACGAGAGCGAAGCAAGCCAAACCCACCAAGAAGCCGGCGAAGCCCAAAGCGCCCGCCAUGAAGCCGACGAAGCCCAAGGCAAAGAAGAGACCGGUCAAGGACGACGCCCGCAAGCCCAAGAAGCCCCCCACGGCUUUCUUCUACUACCUGGAAGAUUUUCGGAAGACUUUCCAACAAGAAAAUCCAGGUGUCAAAUCAAUGCGUGAUAUAGGAAAGGCAUGCGGGGAGAAGUGGAAAACAAUGUCAUUUGAGGAAAAGGUGCAAUAUUAUGAUAAAGCUACUGAAAAACGAGCUGAGUUUGAGAAGGCCAUGGCAGAAUACAUGAAGAAAAAGGAAAGUGGUGAGUUAUCUGAGGAGCCUGAUGAUGAGUAUGAGUGACUGGGAUGGGGAAUAUAGUUGAUGAGAAAUUGAGGGACCAAUGCAGAAACCAAUCUCUUGUACAUGAUACUGAUGAAUCCAUUUUAUUAAAUGGGAUGCCAAAUUCAUCUUUUCCAUGUUGCAUAGUUCUAAUGGGCACCUUUCUGUUCC